CCAGGGAAGGGCCUCCAGGGCUCGGGAGCCAGAUCAGGUGUGGGCCUCCGGUAGGGGCCGCUGCAGCCCCGAGCAGGUGGUUCGAGCCGCUCCGCCCCCAGGCUCGUUGUCCAGCCCCCGCGCCGGGGAUCCGCCGCGGUCCCCGCCUCCUACAGGUGCGUGGGCGCCGGGGCCGGGCCUUGCUCUCCGCCGCCUCCAUGGACUCCGAGGGUCGCGGUCGAGCACAGCGGGGCCGGUCCAUCUCAAUUGUUAGUGCAACACAGAAAACCUGAUGCCACCUCUCUGGAUCAUCCGGAACCGAUUGUUUUCCCAGCUGUAUUGUGGACUGAAGUCUCCAAUCUCCACACAAACCAAGAUUUGCCUAACAAUGGCUCGUCCAAGUUCAAAUAUGGCUGACUUCCGGAAGUGUUUUGCAAAAGCCAAGCACAUAGUCGUCAUUUCCGGGGCUGGCAUCAGUGCUGAGAGUGGGGUUCCAACGUUCAGAGGAGCAGGAGGUUACUGGAGAAAAUGGAAAGCCCAGGACCUGGCCACCCCGCAGGCCUUCGCCCGGAACCCGUCCCAGGUGUGGGAGUUCUACCACUACCGGCGGGAGGUGGUGCAGAGCAAGGAGCCCAACGCCGGGCACCUGGCCAUCGCUGAGUGCCAGGCCCGGCUGCACAGGCAGGGCCGACAGGUGGUGGUCAUCACCCAGAACAUCGACGAGCUGCACCGCAAGGCUGGCACCAAGAACCUUCUGGAAAUCCAUGGUAGCUUAUUUAAAACUCGAUGUACCUCUUGUGGAGUUGUGGCUGAGAACUAUAAGAGUCCAAUUUGUCCAGCCUUAUCAGGAAAAGGGGCUCCAGACCCCCAAACUCAAGAUGCCGGAAUCCCAGUGGAGAAACUGCCCCGGUGUGAAGAGGCAGGAUGUGGGGGCCUGCUUCGACCUCACGUGGUGUGGUUUGGAGAAAACCUGGACCCUGCCAUCCUGGAGGAGGUGGACAAAGAGCUGGCCCUCUGUGACCUGUGUCUAGUGGUGGGGACUUCCUCCGUGGUCUAUCCCGCGGCCAUGUUUGCCCCCCAAGUGUCAGCCCGCGGCAUGCCGGUGGCCGAAUUCAACAUGGAAACCACCCCGGCCACCGAAAGAUUCAGGUUUCAUUUCCAGGGGCCGUGUGGGACGACUCUUCCCGAAGCCCUCGCUCCUCAUGAAACUGAAACUGUUUCAUAGCCAUCCUGGGGAAGAAGAAAUCUCAGCGCAUCUAAGUACCAAGCCACCAGCAGGGGAGGCAGUCUUGUGGAUGGUGAGCCAAAUACUGGAAAGUCUGAAAAUAUCUUUUGAUUGCUGGGCUGGAAUCCAAACUGCUGAUGGUUGAUGGGGACUUGGAAGCAACAGUAGUAACCGUGUUUAGAAGGAGAAGUCACAGGACUUCUGAAGUCAGUUCCUGUUAUUUUGUUUGAUCCU
Molecule: messenger RNA, 1438 nt
Organism: Bubalus bubalis (water buffalo)
Lineage: Eukaryota; Metazoa; Chordata; Mammalia; Artiodactyla; Bovidae
Gene: SIRT5
Product: sirtuin 5
Exons: 9
Coding region: 272-1204 (310 amino acids)
Molecular function (GO): protein-malonyllysine demalonylase activity; NAD+ binding; protein-succinyllysine desuccinylase activity
Source: RefSeq, a predicted model, not a curated record